Porites lobata is the source of this 7848-nucleotide messenger RNA. The record is from the annotation of a GenBank genome assembly. Lineage: Eukaryota; Metazoa; Cnidaria; Anthozoa; Scleractinia; Poritidae.
AUGCUUAGAAGAAUUCGACGACGCGUUGGCAGGCUCUUUCCUCGCCGGUGGCUUUUGGUCGUCGGCUCUCUUUUAAUAUCUGUUUUGAUACUUGAACGAGUUAAACAGAGUAAUUUUCACAUUGAGAUAUUUACGGCGAUAGUAGAUCUAAAAGAAACGGAAGCGACAGGGAAAAUUAUGCCUCAUCUUUUAGCAGCCAAAGUCGAGGCAGAGAGGGACUGGAAAGGAGCUAGUAGUGAUAGACAGCAGCUCUCAGGUCUCCAUGGCAACGAUGUUACUCGUUUGGCCGAAAAUAAUGUAAUGAACGAUGUUAUUGAUCAAGAGGAAGACUUUGCUAGUGGCAAAGGCGUCAACGUCCACAUCUGGAGAGGGUUAUGCUGUCCGAAAGUCAACAGUUUAAGACAAUACCCACUGUUUCCAUUACUACCAAAAGAGCGUUUGUCACGUGACUCUAUCAACUCCGGUCCGAUGGGGAACUGGUAUGGACAGAGAAUCAUGGGAUAUAUUCAUCCUCCAAUCACAGGAAGUUAUACAUUUUACUUCCAUGCGCAUGUUUAUGCCGAGUUCUGGCUCAGUGAGGAAAAAAACAGCACAGAGGUUGCACUAAUAGCGAAAGUUGCAAAGGAAAAUCACAAUUUCUUAGGGAAAUCUGUAGGACGAAUCUCAAGACAAAUUCACCUCAAGAAAGGCGGUAAAUAUUUCUUUGAUGUUCUUCAUGUGAUGAACGGUGGAAUGAUGCGUCGUGAUCACGUGAACCUUACGUGGAAAAUUUCGGGAAGGGAGCACUUUAGUGAAAUCCCUAAAAUGUUUCUCUCGCCACUACUAAAUGAGAAGUUUCCAUAUCCAAUCCAUGAAUUACCAAGACGAGAAAAUUAUUUACUUCGACAAGCUAACAGUAUCAUCAACACAGACGAUAACGAUGCAGAUGCUGGCGAAGAUGAUGAAGAUUACAUAGGAAUGGAAAUUCCAAGUAAAAAAACCCGACUUUCAGAAGAAUUUUCAUUGUUUUUUGGAGAUGAUUUUGACGUCCAAAAUAAAUAUGACAAGGCAAUUUUCAAACAACUUCCAGAUGUAUCCGAUGGUUUGUUGUCAGUUUUGCCGAGUUGUUCUUAUGAUCCAGCGUACACCAAGAAACGGAAGUUCAAGCAAUUUGAAGGGAUUUGGCAAACACAUUUUAGUUCUGUGUUUCCAGAUGACGGAACAAAAGAAUUCAUUUGUAUUGGAUACAAACAGAAGAAAGAUUGCCAGGGAAAUGAUGUUUUAAACCAGGAUGAAGUACUCACACUACUACAGAUGCUUACAAGGAAAAUUGACGAGAUGUACCCAGGGUAUGGUUGUGCUUUUUUCUGGUCAUCCAAACCCAUUCACUCCUAGUUUUUUCGUUAUUCAUAGACUUAAUCGUCAACACAACCGUAUAUUGUAAACAAAAUGGUCUACGAAGAGGACUAAUGCUACUUUCACACGGCACAGGAAACCGCACAUCUACCCCUCUCCUAAGCCAACAUUUUGCCCUAAGUGAGAAGUAAGUGUUAAUGUUGGCUUAAGGGAGGAGUAGGUGGGCAGUUUCCCAGAAAUGUAUAAUGAUCCGAAAAUUCGAGGUUUUAGGUGUUCAGUUCAUAAGGACCCACCUUAACCGUACGAAAAUCUAGAAGCCUAGCUGUUCAAGGUUACGAGUGAACAGAGCGAAAAUAUCGAUCGGUCCUGUGUGAACCAGCUAUCCAGUCAAAUUGUUCAGUAGCUCGCCCUGUGCUUAUAACUGGAUAGUGUAUGCUAAGAGCUAGCCUGAUCCAAGCACUCAGAUAAUGGGAACGGCGCAACAACUUUUCCUAUCGUAAACGAUCGCUCUCAUUUUUUAGACACUGAAAAUUUUUGACCUGUUAUUAAGAGUUUUUCUAUUACAAAGAAAGAAGACCGCAACCCAAGAUCAAACCCAGACCUCGAACCUGGACAUUUCGUAUCCUAAUCUCUCUCCCAUACCACUAUACUAUCACACCCACCCGCCAAAUUUCCGAAAAAUUUAAGCACAUAAACUAGCCAACUUUCUUUCUCAACUGAUACAAAAACAGGUGACCCUAGCCCAUAGCUUUGAACAUAAAUUCAACUUGGGCUUCAACGUCGUUCUUUCUAAGACUAUUUAAAAACGUAUUAUUUGCCUAAUUGUAUGAAUUUAAUCCAAGGAAUAUAUUACAUCUAUCAUGACUAAGAGCUUGGUAACCAAUGAUGGCAUCCACCAUUAAAAAUGGCAACGACCGUUUAGGAAAGGGAAAUAUGAGACGGAGCAUCUCCAAUAUUUGAACUACGCCAGAAACAGGUUAACACAGAAUCAUCUCAGUGCUUGGCCAUUGUGACUGUACUCGUUUUUAACACAUCAAAAAAUUCAGACAAUUUGCCACACUUUAUUUAAAACUUGAAUUUAAGUCAUCAACCUUCGUUUUCAGAAACUACGCCUUAAAAAGCAUCGUCAACAUCGAAAAGAACCAUGAUAUCAUCCGAGGAAACCGAUAUCUUCUGGAGCUUGUGUUUCAAGAUCAUACUAAGAACAAGGCUAACGUGCGGAUGGCAGAUUUCGUGUACAAAUUCCACAAUAGCUCAAACCUCUGUAGGCCAAACAGGAUCACGUGGCAAAGAAAGGUGACAGUGAAUGUCAUUUUAACCGUGAAGAACCAAGGUAGUUGGGCGCAACACUUUAUCAAUGAAAUAUCCUGGAUCUGCCGUGAGACAGGUGAUGAUCAAGUGAACAUUAUCGUCGUCGACUACGGCAGUCCGGACGUGGAUAUUGAAAAGGCUUUGAAAAGGUAUGUGAAGAUAGCCUAAUUGGUGAAUCACAGUCAAACCUAACCUCUUAUUUAUAACGAAUUCUUAGGACUUCGCAAGGAAAGGAUGCUUCUAGAGUAAAGAGUACAACAGGGACUCCUCAACAAUGGCAUUAAGCGGUAAAGAGUCAAACAAAUUGAGAUCUCGUAUUUUAAAAUUGCCCCUUUUUUGCCCCAGUAAAAGAGGCAAAAUGUGUUGCAAUGUUGGACAGAAGUUCUUGAAACGAAACGCCAUGAAUUAUGUGCCUUGCAAUUAAAGUUUGGAAAAGGGAUUUGAUCCUAUCAAAAAUGUUACUGCCCCCCUUCCAUCCCAGCCCAAUACAAUGUUGACACUCUGAAGAAUUUGGGCUACGCGAUAUCAACACUGUAGGUGGAGGGAGGGGGGUAGCCUAGGACUAGGCUCCGUUUUGGGGAAAAAGGGCGAAUAACGCAGUGACGGCGCAAAAAAAGAGGCGAACAGAGCGGGGAAUUGCUCUUCGAUUUUUGGCACCCAGUUUAUAUUCGCCUUUUCCCCUCAAAGGGGCCUGGUCUCAGGAUAACGGGGUGGGAGGAGAGGAUGAGUGAAGGGUUCCAAUUGCAAGAUUGCUGUCUAAAAUUGUGGUCCUUUGCGUCGUUUAUCCCCUUCCUCCUACCCCACUCCUUGUGUGUGUUUUAAAAGUUCGGCGAACGACUCUCAGGUUUUUUAUGAGAAGGUUAUGAAAAUUAACAAAAUGAUCUUCAAAGGGAAAAUUGAAAAAAAAAAACAUUCGCAGGUACCAUUUUGGUACAAUUGGAAUAAUGGAAUGAUAACAAAGACACAAGUUAACAGCAGUCUUAGUUUGGCUACAGAGACCUUCAGUUCAGACGUCUGAAAAGUUAACCACUUUACCCUCACAAUCAUCCCACAUAUAGUUCCGUUCUGACAGGCCUUAAUCAGUCAAAUAAUACCUUCCUUAAUAUGUCAUAAUUAACCGAGAAUUUAAGCUCAUCUUUGUUGUCUUACCUUUUCAUAGAAGUUUUCUGGGCAGCUACAGAGUUUUGAAGCGAUCCGGAGCAUUUCAUAAGACCGAAGCAAUCCAGUCAGCAGUCAACACCAUCAGCGAUCCACACAGCAUUGUUCUUUUGUAUGACCUUCAUCUUGUCACACCUAAAAAUAUGUUUAGCGCUGUAAGAAAGGUAAUCAAAUUAACGGUUAUCAUUUUAACUUGAAAAGGGAAACUUAAAAGAGAACUUUAAAAGGGUCGAACUCAGUACCAAAAGAUAAUUGGCUUGGUGAUUUGCUUACGCCGAGCAUAUUCGAUCAUUAUACGUUUCUGGGAAACUGCCCACCUACCCCUCCCCUAAGUCAACAUUAACACUUUCUUCUUACUUAAGGCAAAAUGUUGGCUUAGGGGAGGGGUAGGUGGGCAGUUUCCCAGAAACGUUCAAUGAUCCGCAUAUUUAAUCCAGCGGCUUUCACUCCUGAUAGUCGCCAAAAGAAACACAAAAUAUUCAACUUUCUUUUUGCAAAAUCCAAAAAAACAUACUGAGUACGAUACAAAAAGUUCUGCUGAGAUAUUUCAUUUGAAUAGUAACACCAUAGGAAUUCUUUCACAGAUUUAAAAGUUAUGUAGAUAAAUAAUCUUGCCAUAACUUGGUGUAGAAGGUGAUAAGGUUAACAAGGAAGAAUACCAGCCAACUAGAGGCAAUUUAACUUUAGUUAUUACAAGCAUGAGGAGCUGCCGCUAUGUCAGGGUUGCCAGGAAUAACUUCGGCUUGUGGCCAGGGUGGGAUUUAAACCCGGUCGGAGCGAUCACGCCCUAAACCACUCAGCCAUACUGCCUUCUUUAUAAAUCGCUUAUCCAUGGCUUAGGCCAUAAAUAAAUGUCCUCUAAGAUCAAAAGUUUUGAGCCCGAGGGACAAUAUCCCCUAUUGAUGGCCUACUCGGGGAGUCUACGCUCAAAGGAGAUAUUUUUUUUAGGCUUCGGUUAUUUAUUAAAAGGGUAGGAAAUUCACGAGUUGAAGGAUAUGAAAGGGUAGGGAAAAUUGUUAUUUAGGUAUUUAAAAACGCCUUUAACUAAAAUAUUUCAAACCGACUUAUGGUUGUACCUACCCACCCCGGAGUUUCUAGCAGGCUUUUAAGAAAUCAAACUUCUAUGGAUUCAUCACUGGUAUGAAAAUAAUGCCCACGUUAUGAUCUAUGGUUUUUAAUAAGACAUAAAAACUCAACAUGACAACCUAAAUACUUUCAUUUUUCUCAACAAGUAACUGGCAUUUAAAAUGUACCUUUUUUGAAAAGAUGCACUAAAAAGAUUAAAAAUAAAAAAAAAAUCAGUUAAAGUACUUUCCCAUAGAGGCACAAAACAACUAAAUCGUAUGAUAUUAUGAUUGAUAUACUUUCAUUUGCACAUGCUCAGCACACGGUGGAAGGAAGAAUGACGUUUACGCCAGUUUUGUUCAGAUUAACCUUCUGUGGUAGGCCGCUGACCAGUUCUACACAGCCCAAGGGAUUCUGGGAAACGUUCGGCUUUGGAAUAAUUAGUAAGUCAUUUGCCACUUUAGAAACGAGAGGGGAACUGGAGCCGAAAUACCUCUCGCAAUUGUUUCUGGGACAGUUACUGUGGACUCGCUGGUCAGCUAUUGGCCAAUUUUAUUCCCUGUACCCAGUAACAGUCCGACGAACACCUUAACAGACAGAACACGGAUAUACAGUUUACCUUACCCUGGGUACUGGAGGUUUUUUCUCGCGUGCGACGGGGAGUUUCGUUUCGUCGGCCGCAGGCACGUGUUCGGCCGAAGGCCGAAGACACGAGCUACGAAGCGCGGGUCACUUUUUAAGACUUGACCGAAAUCGGAAACUGCGCAUGAAAAGCCUCUGGCACCCAGGGUAAGUUUACCUAGGAGAUCGAGUAAAAUGGUAAAAUACUUUUUCUAGACUGCUUGGUCACUUGCGACAACAACAAACUACGAACGACACAUAACGACAGAUUACUAGACCAGUCAUUGUACAACCGACCUCUCACAAGGCUUCAACUAUACGGGCUUUGACGAGAAGAGCGACACUAGUUUGCGACUCGUCCGACAGCCUACAAGACGAGACUGACUACCUAAACAUCGUUUUUAGUAAAAGCAACUACAGCGCGGACUUUGUCAGACGAAACACUCACAGUGACGCUUAUUCCAACGCUCAGACCAACGUCAACUCUGGCCAUGUUACGACAGCGACUAUACCGUACAUAAGAGGCACCUCUGAAUCUAUCUCAUGUAUUUUACAACCUUACAAUAUGCGUGUUGCACACAAACCGAUAACCACUUUACGACGACUGCUUGCUAAUGUCAAGGACAAAGACAAACCGGAGGACAGACAGGGAGCAGUUUACGAGAUCAAAUGUUGCGACUGCCAGGCCACUUACAUUGGUGAAGGCGGCAGAAACCUUAGCACGCGACUGACCUAACACAAACGAGCAACAAGAAAAGGUGACGUCAACAAUCCAGUGACAAUCACAUUGCUGAACGCCAUUUACAGACGAAACAUCAAAUCGACUGGGAUUCUGUGACAUGUACUACGUAUUCUACAGACUACUAUCAACGACUCACUUUAGACAGCUGAUUUACUAACUUAGAACAAACGCUACUAAAUCGUAGUCAAUAGUUACCGGCACCGUGCAAACGACUUAUUGACAAACUCAAGCAAAACUAACUAAGAGAGAACGACAGGACAACCAACAAUUUCACUAACAAUAAACGACGGUUUAACUGUGACAAUAGAUGGAUCGAAACGUACCAACGACAUUACGAGAAGGUGACUACCGCACAGGUUGUCGAAGCGUCAGUCACUUUCAACAAUAACUGACAGUCCUAUUAGGACUACGUUCACCCGGACGAUCAUACUCAACCAACUAGUCUCAGAAGUAUUUGCAAAAAUUCGUUUGACCUACAACCUUGGACAGAAUAAAAUGGAACAGCAAACCCCCAUCCUCCCCUCCCCCAAACCAAGGAUGAACCCGCGCCAAAGCCAAAACGCGCCAAUUUUCCAUCCUUGAUUUAAGGGGAGUGGGGGAGGGGGUAUAAAUUUUGCCUUUUUAAUACCCAAAACUAUAAGAACCUGUUUAGCCAAGCAAGAUCAAUUACUAGUAGGUUCUUAAAUAGGGGUUAGAGUUGGGUUGUGAUAAACAUUUUAACGAAGGAGCCGUUUGACUCUGAGAUUGCAAGACUGUACCAAACUGUAAUUUAGAAAUAACAGUAUUGCUGUAAUUCCCACAACGAAAGCAGGUUUAUAUAAAGUACAGACUGUAAUUGUCUUGCAUAUAGGGGGUUGGGAAUGUACAGUUGUGAAUAAAUACUGUCUAUUUAAAAAUAUGGUCCAAAUUCACGUUUCGUUAUUUUUCUGGUAGUCAAUGUCCUCCUAUAUCUCCUCCAUAGAACUAAGCGAACAAAGAAAUAAGCCCGUACGUUAAGUGGUCGCUUAAAAGAGGUAAAAACAGUGGAAAAUUAUUAAACCGUGAAACGUUAAACCCAAAAACGUGGUAGCAGUCGCUUACAGAAGGUGGUGGCUUACGAGAGGUUCCAACCGCAAGACUUUUACUGGAAAAAGUUUGGUGUUUUGGAUGGGUGGUCGCUUACGGGAGGUGAUCGCACAGGAUAGACUACAAGUAGUCCCCCAUUUUUCCUCAGGGAUAGAAGAGCGAGCGAAACGCGAGCGCGCGUGAAAAUCACCCCACGCGAGAAAAGGCACACUCUCUCCCCGCCGCGUGUCGCCUUUUCUCGCGUGGGGUGAUUUUCACGCCCGCUCGCGUUUCGCUCGCUCUACUAUCCCUGAGGAAAAAUGGGAGACUACUCGUAGACUACGCACAGGAAGACUCGACUGUAAUUGUUUCUUUACUUACUUGCAGGUAUCUUUAAAUCGGACUGGGACAGAUUUGGAGGAAUGAAUGUCCAGGCCUUUCAGCACAAGUGGGGAGGGGAAGACUGGGAAAUGAUUGACAGAGUGUUAGCUGCGGGCUUGGAAGUUGAGAGACUGCGCAUGCCCGGAUUUUAUCACUUCUACCACUCCAAACAGGGAAUGUGGGACAACUGA